AGUCUACUAACCUGCUCAGAAUUUGGGCUCGUUCAAAAAUGUACACAAACAGCGCACAAGUUUGUUUUACGUUAAACACUCUCCGCCUUACGGUUGUCGCGGUUUCGGUAAUUCUGCUUUAUUUCUCGGUUUCCUGCGAGUCCUGCCGCCAGUUCAGCGUGAAACGCGUGAUCGUGAGCACAACAUGAAUCGAGCGACGAAUGAGAAAAUACCGGGGAGAUUGACGAUAAACGUAAAAACUAGAUAGCCGCUACAAUGUCCAUGUUAAUGGACAAGCACCUUUUAUUCCGUGCAACGUUAUUUUGGGUGCUUACGAUGGUUCCACAGGGUACCACCAAAAUUUGCCAGUCGAUUGAUGUGCGAAAUAAUGUGGCCAAUUUGAACAAAUUGAGAAAUUGCACAGAAAUCAGUGGCGAUUUGUAUAUAGUGCUCCUUCUCAACACGGAAAGUGAGUCCGAUUACGACGACUAUGUUUUUCCGGAGUUGCAGAAAAUUAGUGGACACUUGCUGCUGUUUCAGCUGAAACAUUUCACCUCGCUAGGAAAAAUGUUUCCCAAUUUAAGACUGAUUAGAGGAUUAACUUUGUUUAGAAAUUACGCGCUCGUCAUCUAUGAUUUGGCGAGAAUUCAGGAGAUUGGUACGAGUAAACUGACUUACAUAGCCAGAGGGUACGUUAAAGUUGGGAAAACUCCCAAAUUAUGCUAUGCGGACACCAUUAAAUGGAACGCAAUCGGACCAAAUAGUUUAGCCCACAUUCAGCUUUACAGAAAUGACUGUCUUCCGUGUGCCCAAGAAUGCGGUGGUUACUGUUGGAACCAAGACACAUGUCAGAUUUUCAGUGAUGACUGCCAUGCAGAGUGUUUGGGUUGUACCAAACCCGCCUCAAAUGAGCAUUGCGAAGUCUGCAAAAACUUCGAUAAUGACGGAGUAUGUGUAGCCGAGUGUCCGGAAAAUAGAUAUAUUUUACAAAUCUUAGGCAAAUGUAUAUCGGAAAAAGAGUGCCAUAGCCGCAACAUCCGCAACAACAGUCCGGGUGCAAAUCAAGGCGUUUGGUUCAUCUACAAAGGUGAAUGUCGCAACACCUGUCCCGAAGAAACGGAAUUCAACGAAACCUUGCAAAACUGCGUACCAUGUUUCAAUGAAUGUUACAAAUCAUGCGAAGGUGCCGAGUUGGUCAAUAGUCUGACCAUCGAGGACAUGCGAGGAUGUACGCACAUUAAUGGAUCGCUUUCAAUCCUAUCGCUUAAGAAUAAUUAUGACCGUGAUGAUCUGUUUACCUCCUUAAAAUCCGUACGGUACAUUAGAGACUAUUUGAAAAUAUCCAGAUGCGAUGUGAUCAACGAUCUGCAAUUCCUGCCAAACCUGCGUGAAAUUGGAGGAAUGAAUUUGUUCGCCAAUAAAUCCCUGUUGGCUCACGACAACAGGAAUCUGAAAAAGCUGUGGGAUCUCAAUGCGAAUUUUACGUUGCAAAUUAAACAUGGAACUAUCGGGUUUCACGACAACGACCAACUCUGUCUAACCGAAAUUCAACGAUUCGCCCACCACGUGGGCAUUAACUAUAGUGAAAUUGAUGUAUCCAAAUAUUCAAACGGUGCUUAUUGCUAUGAGGCCGUAGAUGAAUCCCUGUCAGUGAUCGUAAAUGAACGCCAUUCAAAAAAUGUUACCAUCACUUGGGAAAACCGAUUGGGGCGUGAGGAAUUUUACUACUUAAUCCACUAUACGGAUUCUCUAGAUGCUGAUGAGAUGGACCAGGAUGUGUGCAGCUCCCCUUGGACUACAGUGAGCACUGUGAAGAAUACCGUGCAAUUAGUUGGCCUGAAAGUAUUCAAAAAGUAUCACUUUUACAUUCGAAUUUACCUGAGGAACAUGUCAGUCAGGCGAACGCCAAUCAGAUCGUUCGAAACCCUCCCAGACGAUCCUGAUGCGCCUACAUUUUUCAACGCGGUUGCAGUUAAUGAUACCGCAAUUAAUCUUACAUGGGAUCAUCCAGUUCAGACCAAUGGAAUUCUCAACUCGUUCAAACUGACCAUUUAUGAAGAACCGCAAGAUCCGUAUUUGCUGGAAGAUCGAGACUAUUGCGCGUUUCCUUUCACUGCCGAAGGCUCAUUGGUUGACCGUGCGAUUAAUGACGACAGUUUUGAGGACGAGCCAACCGAAGGUCUGGCUGAUGCAUACAACCUGAACGAGCCCCAGUAUACAUAUCCUGGAAAACCGUGCAAGCCGACCAACCAAGAAGUCAACAUCCGACUGAAGAACGAUAUGUGGCUGUACCUUUGCGAUAAAAACUCGCAAUCCAUGUACGGAAUUGAUAAUUGCAAGAGUUACUACUACGAGAUACUGGAGAGCAAUUUAACUGAUCCGAAACUGAAGAAGCGGGCUUUGAGUUAUGGUGCCGGCUACAUUUCGACCACCAGUCUUCCAGCAAAUGCCACCUUCCACGUGGUUACGAAGCUGGAACCCUUCACUCUUUACAUAUUUUAUAUAAUGGCGUGCAACGAAGAGGACAAUGGGAGGAAGCUGUGCAGCUCAGUACUCCAAGCCAGAGCCAAGACGUUGAAAAAUCCUUAUGCGGAUCUUAUAACGAGAAUUGAUAUCAAACUGACUUCGAAUAACAACUUGCUGGUCUUCUGGGUGCCGCCUCAGAGGCCCAACGGGUUUAUCGUGGCUUACCACGUGUACUGGCAUAAUGAUUUGGAGAAGCUGAAGAUGGAACAAUCGCAGUGCAUCACUGCACAGGAGUACGCGCAUGAGAAGGGCCUCACUCUACGAGGCCUACGCCCAGACACUUACCACGUAUCAGUUCAGCCGGUUUCCCUAGCUGGUCCAGGAAACAUGUCCGAGCCGAAAUCAUACGAAAUACCGCAACCGUACAAUUGGCUGCACAUCUCCUUAAUUGUUAUAGGGCUUGGUGCGCUCUUGGUAAUCUGCCUAGGAGCAAUCUGGGCAGUUCGGAUGUUGCGCAGCCCCCGCUCGAGGAGUCCCAUAUCAGCCUUGGCCAACAUUAACCCCGAGUACACCACCCUGGCUUACAGAGCCGACGAAUGGGAGAUCGAUCGCGAUGACAUCGAACUAGGAGAGCUAAUCGGCCAGGGCGCAUUUGGACGAGUGUUCUUCGGCAGAAUCAUGUCCAAAGACUUGAACUGCGCUGUUAAAACCAUCAAUGAAGAGGCGUCCGAUUUGGACCGAAUGACGUUCCUCGAUGAAGCCUCUACCAUGAAGGGUUUCACCCAAGGCCCCCAUGUUGUUAAGUUAAUGGGUGUGGUUUCCCAGGGCCAACCCCCUUACGUUCUAAUGGAACUGAUGGAGAGAGGAGACUUGAAACGGUAUCUACUUAGAUUGCGGGAUUCCUCGCAAACUCUCACGUCCAACGAAAUCUAUCGAAUGGCCAUUGAAAUCGCUGAUGGUUUGGCCUACUUAAAGUCCAGGAAAUAUGUGCAUCGGGAUCUGGCCGUACGCAACUGCAUGAUCAACAACAAUAAGACCGUUAAAAUUGGAGACUUUGGCAUGACCAGAGAUAUUUACCAAAGUGACUACUACAAAAAGGGCAGUGGAAAUGUGCUUCUUCCAGUGAGAUGGAUGGCUCCCGAGUCCAUUGCAGAUGGAGUGAAUACUUAUGAUACCGACAUUUGGAGUUACGGGAUCGUUCUUUGGGAAAUUGUAACUUUGGCGUCGCAACCCUACCAUGGUAUGAGCAACGAGGAAGUCAUUAACUUCGUGUUAUCAAAGGGCGUAUUGACACGGCCUGAAGAAUGUCCAAACUUGCUGUGGGAGAUAAUGGAAAGGUGUUGGGAAUGGCUGCCAAAGCUGCGGCCCACGUGUUGCGAAAUCGUCGAAAUGCUUGAGGGAUGUGUUGGGGUGGAUUUUGAAUCCAUAUCCUUCUUCCACAGUCCCAUUGGUGUACACUAUUUCGAUCAGGCCGCCAUGCGAGAGGAAAAUCCGCCCGCAUUGGGUUUACACGGUCUAAAUCCGUUCAACGAAGAACAGAACAUCCUCAUUGAAUCAAAUCCACUCAGCGAAGUGCUAGAAGAUGGCAGCCCCUUUUUUGACAUUGAAAGUAGUCCUUCGUGUAGUUCGCAACAGCCUCACAGAAUAACGGUUCAAGCUGAAGUGUACGAAUUAAAAAGCUUGAAAAGUCAGUCGAGUUCUGAUUAGGAAGGCAAAAGGAAAUCGCACAUGUGAGAUGAUUAUUUCUGAAAAUGCUUCUUCCAAAUUGCAUUAACAAUGCUCCAAUCACCCAGAAAUUGUGACUUUCUGGCUCGAUCCAUCAGUGUCAAUCAAAUCAAAAAUUUCUUUUAUAUUUUUGUAAUAAAAUUACUUUAAAAUUGUUGUUUAUUCGACGUUUUUGUUUUUAUUGUUGUGUGUCUGACUGUCCACUUUUUUGUGUAGCAUUUCAAAUCAACCCUCCUUAACUACUGAAAAACGUUUUUUAGUACUGAUGUGCAUAAAUUUUAGGAAAUUUUAAUGAAAAUUUCUAACGAGAAAAUGCGCGCGAAUGUACGCGUUUUAUGGCUCGUAAAUUUGGCCCCCGCAAAUUUAUGCUGGUGUAAAAUUCACUAGUAGGAUAAGCGAUGCAGUUAUUUGCCUAUUUCAACCUAAUAUUUUGCCAUCUUUCGAGCUUUCAGGUAUUUUCUAGUGAUAUUUUAUCGGUUUCUGGGUUUUCAAAUGUAAGCAAAGAUUUACCUGUAAACACAUUCACUUUUGCAGUAAAAACCGGGAAAACAGAUUGAAAUUAAAAUGUUUUUGACUUUGGAAAGUUUUAAAAUUUAAGUGGCUGCCGUAGGCUGAAAAACUUGUUGCUUAUUUUAGAUAAAAAGAAAAAUAGACAAUUUUAUGCAAAGGUUCCCUUGACUUAAGUUUCAGUGAUAUCGAGGAAAAUCACCAUAAAUUUUGAUGAUCAUUGUUCAAAAUGAUGUGGAAUGUUACUGGUUUUGUAGAAAAUUUGUGAAUUAAUCAGCAGGUAAAUGUUGCAAAUGCAAUUUCCCUAAAUUUUAAUGUAUUUUUAAGAUGCAGUCGCUAUUUCUCUCGAAUUAUCGAAACAUGUACGUACUUCUAUAAGGAAAAAAAUGCUCAUGCCCGAAUAAUGCAGAAUCUUGAAUAAUUGAAACGCACUAAAGAAGAUGCAUGUAUGUACUCUUCCAUGUCUGAGCAAUAAAUCAAAUAAUCAGGACCUGAAAGUCCUAGCAGCCAGACAGCCAAUAACUGUUUCGUUUACGCUAUUUUACAAAAAAUCAAAGCACCUACCUGCCACACUACACACAAUUAUAAACAUGCAUUUUACUGAUUACUUAAAUGACAUGACUGAUUACUUAAAUGAGCAAAAAUAGAAAAAAACAACUCAUCUGCAGCCUAGCUAGAUUUUGGUUAGAGAAAUAGGGACCAUCUGCGACAUGCACAAAACUAGCUGCACAAAUACUGCCACAUCAAGUAACGUUGAGCCUCAAACUGCAAAGUCAAAUUAGCUUGAUGGGAAGCUGCAUAGACCCCACCUGUAACACUCAAAAGACCACAGGUAACAUUUCCUUUAUUGAUCAAUGGGCAACAAUAAACAAUUCCUACUAUAACCAAAUUAGCCUAAGUUAACGUAAGUACAAAUUUCAAUUGAUUGACCGAACAGUCACCGAAUUAACUACAAAAAUACCUCAGUCAUAUUUUGCCAGCAGAGAGUUUAUCAAAUUAAUAUUUAUACAUGUUAGGAUAGGUAGAUUUUAACUCAGAUCUUUAGGGUUAUUUAUUUAGGGGAUCGUAGGGUUUGUUCAACACUCGUUUUUAUCCAAAAACAAUAGGAACAACAAUGUAUUUUCAACGUGCAUACAAAAGGAUUCUGAAGACACGCUAUGGAUAAGAAACUUUAAAUGUUGUAUAAACGAAACAAAUCGAGGUGAAGAUUGCAUUUUUUGAAAAUAAUAAUUAAUGCAAAGCCUCAAGUAUUUAGCUAGUUGAAUGUUUCCUAUCUUAGACACUGUCAAUGUGGACUUGGGGCGAACGAUGUAAAUAGUCUUAAGUAGAUAAACAUCGCCCUUUGUGGUCCUUGCUAAGUGUAAAACACCUCCAAGCAAUUAGGUAAUACUAUUUUUAUGAAUUAGUAUGGAAAAUAACUAUUAUCGAUAAGUAAGAGAACGGUGUCCACCCACUAUGCAUGAGACUGGUUACGAGUGAUAUAUAUAAGAUUAUGCAAGAGUUUAUUUUUAUGACCAGUAUAGUAAUUAUAAUAGUAGUUAGAUGUCUUGCAACCGGUACCUAAAUAGUUAACUAAAUGUUUUACACGAUGUCUUCAUCAGCAAGUUCAACAUUUUUCAAAUUUUUGCAUUUUAUUGUUGAUAGUGGUUUUUAGGACAAACUGUCAAGAGUAGCUUUGCUCACUUGCAACUAGCGAGUUUUUCGGGCUUUUGAGGAGCAUCUUUUAGCAUAAAGAUGUAAAACUUUAGGAAUAAAUUCGUUUUCAGCAUGACCGAAAAGCUCGCUAGUGUCCAGUUAACAGUCCUUAAUUUUCGUUCCUGAUCGAUUAGUUACAUUUAAUCUUUUUGGGUUAGUACUUUCUUGUUUUUUACCUUGAUUUAAGCAUUUUUCUUUGUUUAACGUCGAAAAUUCCUGUGGAAUUGAAUAAACUAGAACGACGUCCAAUACGCAAACUGAUAACGUUUUGAAGAUUUAUUUUGCAUCAUCAAUGUUUGCUUAUUCUCAAAUUAUUUAAGUUCUCUAAAUAUAUAUUUUUUUAUUUCUUUUCAUGAACGACAACAUUUUUCAUAUGAAUAGUUUACAAGCCCUGAUGAUGCAGAAAUACAUUUAAGAAACAUUCACAGCUGAAAUUGCAUUCAAUUUCGAACUGCAUGUUUCUCUUUAAUUCUGUUUUUAUUGCAUCUUGUCAGGAACAUAAAAAAUAAUUUCCAAAAAAUAUAUAAAAACGGAAUAAGCAAGAGGACAAUAAUCCACACAAGAAAAGCUAGAAUAUGCCUCUCAUAUUGGUUAUGGGUAUUUUGAAAAUGUAUAGAUCUGAGCAGUGCACCAUGUAUGUUUUCUGAUUUUAAAAUUCCUAAUUAAACAGUAUUUCAUCUAUGUACAUAAUACAUCAAAACUUUCAUUUAAUAUUAUCUAAGUAAUACUUUGCGUAUAAAUCUAUUCACGUUUACUCGCAUAUUUAGGAAUUCAACAGGAACGCAAAAAGUAUAAACAACAAUAUCAAGAGAACCUUUAAUGGUUACUACGGGAAUUUCGUGCUACUUUGCAUAAAAACUAUAUAAUAGAUUUAAAAGCAAAGCUUCCCGGCUGCAAAUUUUGUAUUCGAAAAUUACGAUCAUCUGUAAAUAUUUCAGGGUGUCUGCUAAGUCAUCGGCAAUAAUUUUGUUUGAUCUUUCACUACGGUUUUCAGUAUUUUCUCGAAUGUUUCUUCUCUGAUAAGGCAAUAUAUUGUUUAUAUAAUUUUUAAUAGAUGAACUUGGACUUGGAUAAAGGAAUAUCAAUUGGAUGAGUUCCAUGCUUGCUGGUCCAAAUUCCACGCCUUUCUAUAUUCAGUUUAAGAUUCCCUAAAUUUGCAAUUUUUUGUUUUCAUCCAGUUCAUUAACGAUCCAGUUUAGCUUCCAUUUAUUGAAUUGAUUCAAGCCUGCUCCGAUCAAAGUUUUAAUUUUCUUUUAGUUUUUAGUUUUAGUUUUAAAUUGUUGUCGUGAAAGUGAAAAAAUUGCCAUUAAGAAAUUGUCAGAAGCCUUUGCGCUGGUUUUCCAGAUGGCCUUCGUUGUUCUUUAUCGAAUAAUUUUGUACAUUUUAGUUGAACUCAUUCAAUUUUUUAUUUAAAGUUUAGCAGAUUCGGCACUGUGCUUGAAUUUUAAGCUUUAGUUGCACAUUUUGUAGAAUCCUCAUGUCGCUACUUCUUCAUCCAUUUUUAACCACUUUUGAAGACAUCGGGUAUUAUUAAAGAUAAUAUAUUUUUAUCAAUAAAUAAAUUUUAAAAGAUCAACUGCCAAAGAAGCCAUUGCGUUUAGUUCUACAUAAAUACAAUUAUUACUGCAAAGAUAUAACAUAUUUCUGAUUGAUCAGUAGUGGCGUCCUGUGGGAAUGCCUUUCUGUGUAAAGACUGUAUUAGAUUUUAUAAAUAACUGUAGCUAGAUGAAGUUAACCGCCGAGUUAAUAAUGCUGUUCUAGCCUCCAGUCACGAGGUCUACAGCGAAGCGUGUAGGAUGUCUUUUCCUUUAACUUGUAAAAUAUCAAAAUGUUCUAAUGUGUAAGGGGUUUCUGUUUAAGUUGUAAAUCCUAAUUUUCUAAAGGUCGAUCGGUUAAUAAAGUUUGUAUUUGUGAUAUAA
Dendroctonus ponderosae (mountain pine beetle) is the source of this 8291-nucleotide messenger RNA. RefSeq names its product insulin receptor. Gene Ontology annotation, molecular function: insulin receptor substrate binding; ATP binding; insulin receptor activity. The coding region runs from base 256 to 4152 and encodes 1298 amino acids. Gene Ontology annotation, biological process: positive regulation of phosphatidylinositol 3-kinase/protein kinase B signal transduction; positive regulation of kinase activity; positive regulation of MAPK cascade. Lineage: Eukaryota; Metazoa; Arthropoda; Insecta; Coleoptera; Curculionidae. Gene Ontology annotation, cellular component: insulin receptor complex; axon. The transcript is spliced from 12 exons. The record is from RefSeq and is a predicted model, not a curated record.